GUUCAACAGGGGGUGGUGUGGUAAAAGAUCCUCCCUUGAACAGUCCAUCAUCUGACGGACACUGGGCUCAGCUGGCCUUCCAGUCUUUUACCAGCUUUCUUUUAACAACAACGAUUCGCUGGAGAAUGUUCACAUCGUCAUACUUAACACGAAAACCGACAUAGUUCAUCAUUCAUUUUCUGCUUAUUUUUAUCCGAAGCUCGUCAUAAUGGAGCCGUCUGCGCCUAAAAGCAAGCUGAAGAAGCUGAGUGAAGACAGUCUGACUAAACAGCCUGAGGAAGUGUUUGAUGUGCUAGAAAAACUGGGCGAAGGUUCUUAUGGCAGCGUGUUCAAAGCCAUCCACAAGGAGUCUGGUCAGGUUGUGGCCAUCAAGCAGGUUCCCGUGGAGUCAGAUCUACAGGAGAUCAUUAAGGAGAUCUCCAUCAUGCAGCAGUGUGACAGCCCAUAUGUAGUAAAAUACUAUGGCAGCUACUUCAAGAACACUGACCUGUGGAUUGUCAUGGAGUACUGCGGAGCUGGCUCUGUCUCUGACAUCAUCAGGUUGCGCAACAAGACGCUAACAGAGGAUGAGAUUGCGACCAUCCUGAAGUCCACACUAAAGGGUCUCGAGUAUCUUCACUUUAUGAGAAAGAUCCACCGAGACAUCAAGGCAGGAAACAUCCUUCUCAACACUGAAGGGCACGCCAAACUUGCAGAUUUUGGCGUCGCUGGACAACUUACGGACACCAUGGCAAAGAGAAACACGGUGAUUGGUACUCCAUUUUGGAUGGCACCAGAGGUGAUUCAGGAGAUUGGCUACAACUGUGUGGCUGAUAUAUGGUCCCUGGGCAUCACCUCUAUAGAGAUGGCAGAGGGAAAACCUCCUUAUGCUGACAUCCAUCCUAUGAGAGCAAUCUUCAUGAUUCCCACCAACCCUCCUCCAACAUUUAGAAAACCUGAGCUGUGGACUGAUGAAUUCACAGACUUUGUCAAGAAAUGUUUGGUCAAGAAUCCAGAACAGAGAGCAACUGCAACUCAGCUUCUCCAGCACCCGUUCAUCAGCCAGGCCAAGCCAGUCACAAUCCUAAGAGACCUGAUAACCGAAGCCAUGGAGAUGAAAGCCAAGCGACAGCAGGAGCAGCAGAGGGAGCUGGAGGAGGAAGACGACAACUCCGACGAGGAGACAGAAGUCGACUCUCACACCAUGGUGAAGUCAGGCACAGAGGGCCCAGGCACCAUGAGGGCCACCAGCACCAUGAGUGACGGAGCGCAGACCAUGAUCGAACACAGCAGCACCAUGUUGGAGUCAGACCUGGGCACCAUGGUUAUCAACAGUGAUGAUGAAGAGGAGGAGGAAGACCAGGGAUCUAUGAGGAGACACGCGACCCCACAGCAGCCCAUACGUCCCUCCUUCAUGGACUACUUUGAUAAGCAGGACUCCAACAAAGCAGCUCAGCAGCAGGAAAACUACAACCACAACCAGCGGCAGGAGCAGCCGGGCUACCACAUCCAGUCUAAGAAUGUCUUCCCCGACAACUGGAAGGUUCCUCAGGACGGAGACUUUGACUUUUUAAAGAACCUUGACUUUGAGGAGCUUCAGAUGCGACUGAGUGCCUUGGAUCCCAUGAUGGAGCGGGAGAUUGAGGAAUUGAGGCAGCGCUACACGGCUAAGAGGCAGCCCAUCCUGGAUGCAAUGGAUGCAAAGAAGCGGCGACAGCAGAACUUCUAAUGUUCUUCUUUCGUCGACUGUUGUCACUCUUUAAAGCCACUUUUACCACAAAACUAACUUCCUAAAAACUCAGAGGAAUCAGGAUGACCCCAUCUGCUGUUGUUGCUGUUUGAAGAGAAAAUGCCUCUGGAUCUUUACACCUUGAAGCCUUUUACUCCACACUGUGUCCAGAUUUGUUCCUGCUGUUUGUCAAGGCCAAAGAAAACUACAAGCAACUACAACCUUCCUAAACAGCCUGAUCAACAACAAGCGUCCUUUCUUCCUCAGACCUUUUUGUACAAAACUGUAAAUACACAACAGAGCCUAGUUUGGAAAUACAUGCAACAAAAAGCUGUGGAAGUUCAUCCAUGACCAAAGACAAUCUGAGUGAUGAUUCAGUGGAAAAAAUGCCUUAAAAUAUUUUCAAGAAAAGCAAUUAACUGACACCGAAAGAGUCCAAUAUUACUCCAGGACAACUGGACAGAUUAAAAUAGCAGGAUGGUAACCAACAGAUCGUGCAUGCUUUUGAAAUACUUAUGGGUCAGACAAGUUACAGCUAAUUUUACUUUAUUCACAGUGCUUCACAUGUAUUCAUUCACUUAGUGUUUUUGAUCACAUUUAAGUUCAGAGAGGAUCAGAGACAGCUGACAUCAAAUUGAGAGAGGGAGAGAGAGACCAUUCCAAAAUGAUGUCUAAAUGGUUUUUGUUACUGUAGAAAAAAAACAUCCAUGGUUUCAGUGUGAUCAGUGAAAGUGGAGCUGGGCGUUCACAUAGCACUGUUUAUUGCUGUAGUUAAAUCCAGGAGAUAACAGUGACUGAUAAACUUGACUGGCUGCACAAAUGAUUAUUGUUUAUUACUUUAACUUGUAUUUCAUCCUUUCACUUUCACCGCAGCUCAUAUGUUUAAUAUUUCAGCAUUAACGAUUUUGCAUUCAAUUUGUUUCUUUUGACGGUGACGGUGAUAGUGAGCUGAGGUCGCUCUUUUUUCACAAUGAAGGUCAAAUAUUAGGGUGUUUUUAUUUAAACAUUUGGGCUCAAGGGAGUACUGAUGCAGCUGAGUCAUCAAAUCAGGCAUCAAGGGUCCUUUUAGAUAAUUUGUGCCCAACUUUUAGCUCUUAAUUUUUUUGAUUUUCCUGGCAAUCAAACCAUUAAAGGGACAGUAAUUAUGAAUUUCAGUUCACUGUCAGUAAACACACACAGACAAGACUUUUUUUUUUACUCUUACUUAAACUGCAUUUUCACCUCCAACUGCAAUUUGCAUAAGUAUGUUUACAUCAAGGUUAACUUCUAGUGGUACAAUUUUGAAACAAUCUACAUAUUCAGCAUAAAUCAUAUAUUGAAAUAAAAAUAUGUCUUAUGACUCUAGUGAUGUGUUUUGAAAGUCAGACUAAAAGCAGUUGGUUGAAGUUUAAUUGUAUACGGGCUGUAUUGGGGGUUUUUUCUGGUAUUGAAGCUGUUACAUAGAGUUACAUAUUUGAAAAUACAGUCUUUAAUGAGUCUUGUAUGACAGUAGAACAAAAGGCCUGUUACACUCUUACUGUGUCACUUUGCAUUUCAAACAUAAUUAUGUUUUUAGCUUUUUUAAUUUUCCUAUUAAUUGUGCUUUCAGUAACUAUUAUUUAUUUCCAGGAGUUAUUUACGUGAAUCACUGAAGUUUUUGCCUUUUCUUAGAUGAAGAAAGUCUGCACAUUUGUAACCAACAUUCAAGCUUUUACUCAUUAAAAUACUUAUGUUUUGAUUUCUUUGCUUCUUACACUAUGCAUGUUCCCAAUUAUUUUUCAUUUAUAGUAAAAAGCUUUUCAAAAAAAGUGAUCAUAGGAAUAGGAAAAAACAUCUACUUUGUAAAUGUACAGUAUCAGCCACGUUGUUUAUAUGAUAUCACUUGAAAUAUAUUACUUCAUAAGUUUUCUUUGUCUACAUUCAAUGUGUAGGUUAAAAUUGACACCUUUAUGUUUGAAUCACUUAAUUUAUUGUUUAUGUACUUUAUUUUUAUUGGUGCAAGAAAUAAUUAAAAAAACUGCAUAAAGAAAA
Molecule: messenger RNA, 3718 nt
Organism: Cynoglossus semilaevis (tongue sole)
Lineage: Eukaryota; Metazoa; Chordata; Actinopteri; Pleuronectiformes; Cynoglossidae
Gene: stk3
Product: serine/threonine kinase 3 (STE20 homolog, yeast)
Exons: 11
Coding region: 209-1708 (499 amino acids)
Biological process (GO): protein phosphorylation; signal transduction; protein tetramerization
Cellular component (GO): cytoplasm
Molecular function (GO): ATP binding; protein serine/threonine kinase activity
Source: RefSeq, a predicted model, not a curated record